Actinia tenebrosa (Australian red waratah sea anemone) is the source of this 1007-nucleotide messenger RNA. RefSeq names its product magnesium-dependent phosphatase 1. NCBI's taxonomy places the organism in Eukaryota, Metazoa, Cnidaria, Anthozoa, Actiniaria, Actiniidae. The record is from RefSeq and is a predicted model, not a curated record. Gene Ontology annotation, molecular function: acid phosphatase activity.
CAAAACAUGAACAAGCUUCCAAAACUUAUCGUAUUCGACUUGGAUUUCACCUUAUGGCCAUUCUAUGUGGAUACACAUGUUACACCACCCUUCUCCAUAACAAGAGCUGGUGUUGCAGUUGACAAAUAUGGAUAUAAAAUAGAACUUUAUAAAGAAGUAAUAGGCAUUUUAGAGUGGCUAGAAAACAAAUCUGUCAAAUUAGCUUUGGCUUCAAGGACCCAUGCUCCUGCAGCUGGCAAAGAACUCAUCCAAAUUUUAGAUAUUGAAAAAUUUUUCCAUUACAAGGAAAUCUAUCCAGGUUGUAAAGUAAAUCAUUUUCAAAAAUUUAUGCAUGACAGUGGAAUAGCUUUUACUGAUAUGCUUUUCUUUGAUGAUGAAGAAAGAAACAUCAGGGACAUCAAAAAAUUAGGAGUAACCUCUCUGCAUGUUCCACAUGGCAUCACUAUGGCAUUAGUACAAGAAGGACUUGAAUUACAUGCACAAAACUAAUAUAUAUUAACAUAAUUAUAUUAAAGUUCAUUUAUUCAGACAUAAUUUUAUCCCACACCAGUGAAACACAGCCAAUCAGAAUGCAGGAAAGUGGUUGUAUAUUCAGUUGUAUUUUACCAUUUCUUCACAUCAGGAAUUGCAGUGUUAUGAAUUUCAUGAUUUUAUGGCUAGGUAUAUUUUCAAUUGUUUGGGAUGAAAUAGUUAUAUAAUGCUUUCUCAUGGCACACCAUAGAAUAUCCAGCUUGUAACUUGUAUUUUCCUACUAAACACACACUUGCAUGAAAGCUCAUGCUUACGCUAGAAAAUACAAGUGACUCCUGGGAUAUUUCAUGGUGUGCCACUCAAAACAGUCAUAUAAAUAUCAUUUAUUUUGAUCUGAUCACAAAGAAAUAAUUUCCUUGAAAAACAUUUUAGUUUCAUUUCUUGUCACCUCACUACUCCCCUGGAGUAUUUUAUCAAAUCAUUAGAUUGCCAAUCAAUAAAUUGAUAUUAAUCGAUAAAAUUAAUGAACUAAUAUC